Molecule: messenger RNA, 297 nt
Organism: Malassezia restricta
Lineage: Eukaryota; Fungi; Basidiomycota; Malasseziomycetes; Malasseziales; Malasseziaceae
Product: cytochrome c oxidase subunit 19
Exons: 2
Coding region: 1-297 (98 amino acids)
Biological process (GO): mitochondrial respiratory chain complex IV assembly
Cellular component (GO): mitochondrial intermembrane space
Source: RefSeq, a predicted model, not a curated record
AUGUCGUUUGGACGGCCGCCGACCUUCUCGUCGUUCCAGGUCUUGCCACCGGAGCGUGGCUCGUUCCCGCUUGAUCACUACGGCGAGUGCAAAAGCUUUAUGCAAGAGUAUCUUGCCUGCCUGCGUGCGAACAAGAACAACAAUGGCGCAUGUCGCCACCAAAGCAAAGCCUACCUGGCAUGCCGUAUGGACCAUCAACUGAUGGAGCGCGACGACUUUGACAAUUUAGGUUUCUCAGAUAUUGACAAACCUACAUCCGGUGCCCCGCCACCGGACGAUUCACAGCGAAUGCUAUAG